Cloeon dipterum is the source of this 1991-nucleotide messenger RNA. Its product is annotated as recQ-mediated genome instability protein 1-like. The transcript is spliced from 9 exons. Gene Ontology annotation, molecular function: nucleotide binding. Gene Ontology annotation, biological process: resolution of meiotic recombination intermediates; double-strand break repair via homologous recombination. Bases 146 to 1948 code for a protein of 600 amino acids. Gene Ontology annotation, cellular component: nuclear body; RecQ family helicase-topoisomerase III complex. Lineage: Eukaryota; Metazoa; Arthropoda; Insecta; Ephemeroptera; Baetidae. The record is from RefSeq and is a predicted model, not a curated record.
UGAAUCAUCAGCGGUUCAUCGAGCGGGACUUUGUUUGUGUCAGUUUUAUCUCUGAAGAAGAGUACUUUUUGACAAUCUUUUCAUACUGCGCAAGAUCAUCUCAAUGUAGCUCAGUGUGAACAUUCAAGAAAUCAGUAUAAUUUAUAUGAUGUCAGAAGUACCAAGUGUUUAUAAUGCGGUGAAGAAAUUUUUCCGCGACAGCCACUUGAGUUGCAAGCAGGAUUGGCUGGAGUCUUGCCUCGAAUAUUUCUCCACUAGCAAUCCACAGGCUAAUUUCCAGUCAUGCAAAGAUUUCGCCUUGGAACAGUGGAAACUCGGAAACCUGCGGGAAAUUGGUGUGCCGACCUUUCCCACCUCCAAUCUCAAAAUUGUCAAGAAGACUGAAUUGAAAGGAACCUUCGCUGUGCAGGUGGAGAAAUUCUGGGACAAGGCAAAUUCUGCGUACAACCAAUACAAAAACUACAAAGGAGAGCUCGGAGACCAACCUGUGAACGAAGAGGCCAAUGAAGAUGGCAUUGACCUUACGGAAUGGGGAAAAGGCCCCAGUGCAGGUGAAACAAAGCGAUCCCUCAAGCCGAGACGCCUCCUCUUGGACAUCUGCGAUGGAACAACAGAGCUCAAGGCUCUCGAGUGGAAACCAAUCCAGGAACUCUCAGGAAUGGUUUACCCUGGUGCCAAAAUGGUGAUCACAGGCCCCGUCAUCUGCCGGAACGGGAUUUUAAUGCUUGGGCCGCAGCAUGUGAAGUUAUACGGAGGAGAGGUCGAUGAUAUUAUUUAUACAAACGCCAUGGAGAACUUGGUGUGCGAUUCGCUGAACAUGCCGAUCAACAAUGACCCGUACACAGGCAAAACAAACACGCUGCCUCCUCCGAGGAAGCCGUGCACGCAGCCGAAGAAAACAAGCCAAUUUCAGCCCAAGCAGCAGCAGUCAAGCUUCAGCCGUCAAGAAAAUCCCAUCAGUUCGAACCCUCCGAACCCUCCAAAUCGACAAAGUAACAAUGCCCAGAAAACUCCUCUUCCAAGGGCACCAACAACUAGCACAAACUUUUUCAACAAUCCCAGCUCCGCCAAGCAGCCGCAAUUCAGCUCACCGAAACUGCGGAUGGCAGCCAAGAAGCCAGCAAUAACAGUUCCUGUUGAUCCGGUUUGGGACGAUGAGUUGGAUGACUUUGAACUGAGCGCCGAGGACCUCCAGCAUAUCAAAUCCGCGGAGAAGAAGUCGCAAGAGACAAGGAAAAGGCAGACUAGCAACCCUGUGGAAACAAUGCUGGUGGAGGACGAUUUGGAUGAGAUCUUGAGAUUGGAAGAGGAGGCCAGCAAGGCAAAAAGAGCUCACUUUGACCUGCCGAAGCCUCAUCCUGCUCAGCCUGUUCUGGCCAGAGUCAAGCCCAUAGUGAAAAAUCCUGUCCAAGCAUCUCUGCCCCCACCCGAGAAAGUUUCCUUGCAACCAAAAGCUCCAAACCUGAAAAAUUUCCUAAGCAGACCGAGCGUUGCAAAGAAAGAGCCACCGAAGCCUCUGCCGAGCAAAGUGAAGAUAAUAAAACGUCCAUUUCUGUAUCUGAUACAGCUGCAGGAUAAGUGGAGAAAGAGGGCCACAGUAAAAGCCACAAUUAUCUCCUUGCUGCAGAAAGUGCAGAAGACAAACCAAAGGUGGAGCCUUAACGUGCGAAUCACCGACGGGACAGCGUUUCUCGACGUUGUCCUGGGAAACAGGGUGCUGCGCAAAUUGAUUGGUGUCAAGUGCAAAAACUUUUCUGGAUUGACCAUUGACAAGGAAACCAAAAUUCAGAUGUUAAAAAGCCUUCAAUCAAAGCUAAUUGACUGUGACUGCCUGAUGGUGCUGAAAUUCCGCAACAACAGCCUUCCAAGGGUGACCAAGCUGAAGAAAGCAACCCUCACGCAUUUCGAACAACUUAAACGUCGACAACGAGUCCUUGAGGCACUCUAGUGUUAUCAUAAUCAAACUUAAAAAUUUUUCAAUUUGUACACAA